Molecule: messenger RNA, 1647 nt
Organism: Hymenoscyphus albidus
Lineage: Eukaryota; Fungi; Ascomycota; Leotiomycetes; Helotiales; Helotiaceae
Source: the annotation of a GenBank genome assembly
UGAACAUCCAUGGUUCCCAUGUCACUUCAGCUCAACACGUAUUGAGCCGGAAGUCAACAACACAACACACUCAAUGUGAAAACAAACCACCAGAGAAUCGUCUCCUUGAGAUAGAUACCUAUCCAUAGAAUCCUCAUUUACCAACUCGUCAUAUUCUGCAAUACCAUUACUAUGGCACCAGACCUAAACUCUGUUCCUGCGUCACCAAGAACCCUCGCGGAUGCCACAUCCCCGCGUAUCACAUCUAGAAACACCCCAAGACGAGCUUCGCAGCAGAUGGCUCCACCUGCAUUACCUCCCACUUCCUUGAAUAUUCUGCCCUCGAACCAAAGUGCUGUCAACCAUAUCGGUUCUCCUCCCUUGACAUCUCCAACUAUGCCAUAUACUUCUAUGACUGCAGCUCCGGUGGGAGAUAAUACAGGAGUCGGGACUGGACCGGGUCCUUUGAGACAUCCCCGUCCUCUCACGGCCGCGGACUUGCACCUUCAGUUGGAGAAGGAGCAGGAAGCUGUUGUGCGUCUCCUAACUACCAAGGACUGAGUUGAAAUUAACUGGAGAUUCAUAGGUCAACCGACUUACCAGAGAGCUUUCCAUGCUUCGAGCAGCACAAAACGCCUCCGUCGUAUCCAAUGCCUCGUCAACCUCGACCGGUAUCCCAGAUAGCACAGAUACAAACGCAAACCACCUCCUCUCGGGGCCCUCUCACCCUCAGCCCUCUCAACGACGCCAUCAACGCUCUUCCUCUUCAACCAGCACCCGUAGCAUUCCCAUAGGCACAACCUCCGUCACCAAUUUAGCUCCCUCCUCCACCCUCGAUCGCACACGCGGAAACCCACAUCGCCAAGAUUCAAUUCCCCAAUCUCACGCUCUGUCCCGUCAGAACAGCAUGACCUCCUCCCGCCGCAGCGGAGCCAGUAGUCCCGCCCCUCUAAGCUCGAGUUAUACACAUCCUGAUCACUUCCCGCAUUUCUACCAACAACGUCCUUCUCUCACGUCCCACCAACGCGACCCCUCGUACACGAAUCUUCACGCUUCGAUUGCGCAUAACAAUGAGAACGUAAACCCUAAUCUUCGUUCUGAUUCUAUAACUUCCGUUCCUACUACGGGUCGGUAUGAAGAGACGGCUUUUCAUCGACAUGAGUUGGAUAGUGUGAAGCGGGAGAAUGAGUUACUUAAGCGUCGAAUUCGGGAAUUGGAACGAACGUUACGUGCUCGUCGUCCAAGUGAUGCGAAUCGACCGGCCGAUGCGCGAAGACCUAGUGAUGCUAGUAGAACAAGAAGUGAGAGUGUGUCUACCACUGCUAGUGUUAGGGAUAAUACCGCAGCGGGCUUGGGGAUUGGAAAUGGACGGGGACGAGAAAGGGAGAAGGAGGGCGAGGAGGAUAGUGUGAGGGUUGGGGAGAGUGCUAGGAGCUCGGGGGUUGUGAGGUGAUUUCCUCAAUCACAACUUCGUAUGUGUAUUUGGUGGAUCUGGGCCGAUUGGGGUUAUAUGAUAGAUUUCUUUUGCAUUACUUUGCUUGUGCUGCGCGGGACGGAUACGGAAAGCAAUAUUCACGAUUGGGGCCUUUUUCAUGUAUGAAAGGGAAAAAAGUAUGGCGCUGGCAUUGAUUUUACUGAGCGUGCUUUUUCUCAGGCAGUCAUUCUGGU